CUAGCAUUGCGUUAGUAUUAAGCAACAACAAUCGCCGCAAAAGUCGCAGCACCCGUUUAAUUUAGCUAAUGCUUUGCUUUUAAAUUUAAACAAAUACAUUUGUUCAUACAGUUUAAGCUCGUAACGCCGUGUAACAAAGCCAGUGUACUAAUGUCCAUAACCUUACUGCGAGGUGGCAAGCAAAAGACAACCACUUGCGUAGGAAUGACCGUAAUGGCCAAAACUACAAUUGAAGAAAUAUGCGAGAAUGCCAAAUUAGCGAGAGACAUGGCCCUGACAGGCAACUACGACUCGGCCUGCAUAUACUACGAGGGAUUGCAGGGCAUGCUGGCACGCCUGCUUAAGAGCACUGUAGAUCCCAUGCGCAAGGGCAAAUGGAACAUGAUCAACCAGCAAAUCAAUCAGGAGCAUGCUAAAGUAAAGGCCAUACAACGCACACUGCAGGACAUUUCGUUGGAUUUGCAAAACACAAAAUUUGCCCAUAAGCUGCGCUCGCAGCUAAGCGAAGAUAGCAAUGUGAAUAAAGAUCCCGCUGCAUGGUUUAAGCCCGACCCUGACAUAUGGACGCCGCCACCGAAAGAUCCAGAUGUAUGGGGCCCGCCCAAACCACCGCCGCCCGUUCAGACGGUGGGUCGGCGCGCAACAGCAACAAAUAGCCGCCGUACGACAGCAGCCGGCACGCAGAGCAGCGGCAGACCCAGCACAAUCCCACAAAUCACUGCCCGUAAUGGUCCUGGAACUGCGCGCAAUAGUCGCCCGUCGGCCUCCACAUCGAACAGUGCACGUGGCGGCAUCAACGGCCGCGUGACCGGACGUAAAUUGUCCACCUCAAACAGCGCCAGCAACAACAAUAACAACGACAACAAAGAUGAUGAAGCGACAACAGCGGUCAUCAAUGGCUCCACAGCCGAUGGCGAUGCGGGCGAGCAGCAGGCAGCCGAUGAGGAGCGCAAAUUUCAACCCAACAAUCACAUCGAAGCAGAGCUGGUCGACAUAUUGGAACGUGAUAUACUCCAAAAAGAUCCCAAGGUGCGCUGGAGCGAUAUUGCUGAUCUGCAGGAUGCCAAGCGACUGUUGGAGGAGGCCGUUGUGUUGCCUAUGCUGAUGCCCGACUACUUCAAGGGCAUACGACGUCCGUGGAAGGGCGUCUUAAUGGUUGGCCCGCCUGGCACGGGCAAAACAAUGCUGGCCAAAGCGGUGGCCACCGAAUGUGGCACCACUUUCUUCAACGUCAGCUCCGCCACUCUGACCUCGAAGUAUCGUGGCGAAUCUGAGAAAAUGGUUCGUCUUCUGUUCGAGAUGGCGCGUUUUUAUGCGCCCAGCACAAUUUUCAUAGAUGAGAUUGAUUCUCUGUGCUCGCGACGUGGCUCUGAGUCGGAGCACGAGGCAUCGCGACGCGUCAAAUCGGAGCUCUUGGUGCAAAUGGAUGGUGUGGGCGGCGGUGAGGAGCAGGCAAAAGUUGUCAUGGUGCUGGCAGCCACCAAUUUUCCAUGGGAUAUUGACGAGGCGCUGCGAAGGCGUCUGGAGAAGCGCAUCUACAUACCACUACCCACGGACGAGGGCCGUGAGGCGUUGCUAAAGAUUAAUUUGCGCGAGGUGAAGGUUGACGAUACCGUCGAUCUGAACUAUGUGGCCAAUCAGCUGGACGGUUACUCCGGCGCAGACAUAACCAAUGUGUGCAGGGAGGCCAGCAUGAUGUCCAUGCGGCGUAAGAUAGCCGGUUUGACGCCGGAACAAAUCCGACAGCUGGCCACCGAGGAGGUGGAUCUGCCCGUGUCGAAUAAGGAUUUCGACGAAGCCAUCAGUCGCUGUAAUAAGAGUGUGUCCAGAGCCGAUCUGGACAAGUAUGAGAAGUGGAUGAGGGAAUUCGGUUCGUCAUGAUAGCGUUACUCGCUGAUUUCAACAAACUUAGGCAUCUAUUUAUAUAUAUAAAUAUUUUUUGAUAACAACCAAUACACACGGAUAGUUUUAACAAAAGCUUUUAAAGUGUAAACCGGCCGGACAAAUGUUGAACAUAUUUUAUAUAUAACAUUUUGCACAUAUAUGUAUAUAUAUGAUAUAUGCAUAUGUACACGAAGCGUUGGAAUUCAAAAGACUAACAGUUCUUAAAGAGGAAAUAUAAACAAAAAAUAACAAAAAAAAAAGAA
Molecule: messenger RNA, 2147 nt
Organism: Drosophila montana
Lineage: Eukaryota; Metazoa; Arthropoda; Insecta; Diptera; Drosophilidae
Gene: Kat60
Product: Katanin 60
Exons: 7
Coding region: 151-1881 (576 amino acids)
Biological process (GO): microtubule severing
Cellular component (GO): microtubule cytoskeleton
Molecular function (GO): microtubule severing ATPase activity; ATP binding; microtubule binding
Source: RefSeq, a predicted model, not a curated record